Pseudoliparis swirei is the source of this 1078-nucleotide messenger RNA. It is a transcript of the gene tatdn1, whose product is annotated as TatD DNase domain containing 1. The record is from RefSeq and is a predicted model, not a curated record. The transcript has 12 exons. Lineage: Eukaryota; Metazoa; Chordata; Actinopteri; Perciformes; Liparidae. Gene Ontology annotation, cellular component: cytosol. Gene Ontology annotation, molecular function: 3'-5'-DNA exonuclease activity. The coding region runs from base 14 to 967 and encodes 317 amino acids.
GUAACGCGCCACUAUGGCCCCGCGGAGAGCUUCCUGUGUGCUUCUUUUGAGAAGUAUUUCUCUAACAAAAAUGGCGCAGCACAAGUUCAUCGAUAUCGGCGUGAACCUCACAGACCCGAUGUUCAGAGGAGUCUACAGAGGCCAGCACCGGCACCAGGAGGACCUGGACCAGGUCCUGGACAGAGCUCUGGGAGCCGGAGUACAGAAGUUGGUGAUCACAGGAGGAAACCUGGAGGACAGCACGGCGGCGCUCACGCUGGCCGAGACCCGAGACGAGCUGUACUGCACGGUGGGCUGCCAUCCCACCCGCUGCAAUGAGUUUGAGCAGCACGGCGAGGCCCGGUACUCCUUGGGGCUCAGGGAGCUGGCCACGGCUCAGCGGGGGGCGAAGGUGGUGGCCGUCGGGGAGUGUGGGCUGGAUUUCGACCGGUUGGAGUUUUGCCCAAAAGAGACUCAACUCAAAUACUUUGAGAAGCAGUUUGACUUGGCGGAGGAGACCAAGCUGCCCAUGUUCCUCCACUGCAGGAACGCCCACCAGGACUUCAUUGACAUCAUGAGGAGAAAUCGAGACCGAUGUGUCGGAGGAGUGGUCCACUCAUUCGACGGCACGGCGCAGGAAGCCGCUGCCCUCAUCGACCUCGACCUCUUCAUCGGAAUAAACGGAUGUUCCUUGAAGACGGAGGCCAACAUUGAAGCCAUGAAGUCCGUCCCCACUGAGAGGCUCAUGAUAGAAACCGACGCGCCGUGGUGCGGCGUGAAGAACACGCACGCGGGCGCCAAAUACCUAAAAACUACAUUUCCCACAAAGAAGAAAUGGGAGGCGGGGCACUGCUUGAAGGACCGGAACGAGCCGUGUCACAUCAUACACGUCCUGGAGGUGAUGGCGGCGGCGAGGGGCGAGGACCCGAUAGAGCUCGCCGAUGCCAUCUACAACAACACCAUCAAGGUCUUCUUCAGCUCCAGAUGAGGACGAAGAACCGGCUGAUAGGACCUGAAUGAAUGUGUGCGUGUGUGUGUGUGUGAAAAAGCUUCUGAUGUGUCUUCUUCUGAAAUAAAAUUAAAAGACGAUUUCAUGGUU